Molecule: messenger RNA, 590 nt
Organism: Chrysoperla carnea
Lineage: Eukaryota; Metazoa; Arthropoda; Insecta; Neuroptera; Chrysopidae
Product: COMM domain-containing protein 4
Exons: 5
Coding region: 27-590 (187 amino acids)
Source: RefSeq, a predicted model, not a curated record
AACAACAUUUCAAAUUUAUAUUGAUAAUGAGAUUUCGUUUUUGUGGAGAUGCUGAUUGCCCCGAUUGGGUUCUUGCGGAAAUUAAUUCGCUAUCACGAUUAAGUUCAAUUAAACUUAAAUUAUUAGCACAAGUUGUUGCUGAUUCGUGGUUGGAUGUUAAAGGUUUAAAUAUUGAAAAAGUUCGAAAGCUACUAAGUGAUUCAAAACUAGAUAAUACUGGAGAUUUAAAAGCUACUAUUGCAUGUAUCAAUUUUAUAUUAAACUCGGCUGUAAGACAUGGUUGUGACGAAUCAGCUUUAGCCAGUGAAUUACAGCAAUUAGGACUCCCACAGGAACAUAGUCAAGCGUUACGUCGUGUUUAUGUGGAUCGUCAAGAUACUUUAACCAAACAGUUACGGAGUCAAUCAUUACGAAUAAAUCGUCUACAAGGUGUUCAAGUAUUGGAAUCACCUGUACCAGGUUUUAUCUAUUUGGAGUUAACAAUUCAAGAGAAACAAGAACGCAUUUUAAUAAAGAAAACACAGGCAAUAAACCUCCUUAAAAAUCUGAAAUCAAUUGAAUUAAAUUUAAAUAGUUUACAAACGAAUUAA